UGUCAAUAUCAUCAGGAUUGACACCAAAGUACUCCGAGACACCUCUACCAGUGGGACCCAUUGCACCAAUGCUGUGAGCUUCGUCAAGGAGAUAAUGAAAGACAUGCUUUACAUUUGAUUCUAAAACAACGACCCAGUGUAAUGAAAUCGCCCUAUUAUUCGGUCCUCAAAUGAACUAACUGGUGGUUGACACGUGCAAUAAAGGCUGUGAUAAGGAAAUAGAUUGAACAGUGAAACCUUUAUCCUCACUAAGCACGUAUACCUUUGAUAAUGUGCUUAUAUUAUCGGAAGCGGUUGAGAUAAGAAAGAAGAACACAUGGUGAAGAUUAGGGCUUCGAAUGUGUACCUGUAAUGGAAAAUAUAUAAUUUUGCAAUCGAUACAACAGAAAUUCUAUCGCCAUAUGUGUUCUGUUAUAUUAUGGGGCCAUGAAAGCCCAUUAUUCAAGCCGUCUGAUUGGUUACUCGCUAAUUUUGUCAGCGCGUGAGCCAAUCAGAUUGCAGUAUUAUGACGGAGCACAAUUGAAGGAAAGCUCUGGCUCAAAGAUCAUUUUUGCAUUGGGUUUCCUCUUAACUUUCAAAUGGACGGGAAAACCCGUGAAAUUCGAAAAUACACUUGGCAAGAGGUUCAAUGUCACAAUACGGCCACGGAUUGUUGGAUUGUUAUAGAUGGAAAAGUCUACGACGUUAGUAAAUGGUUGAAAUAUCAUCCGGGAGGCGUACUGCCCUUACUGUAUUCUGCCGGCCAAGAUUGCAGCCGUGUUUUCAAGGCGUUUCAUCCGUUCUCCUGGAUAAGGGAAAAGCGUUUACCGCCGUUUUAUAUCGGCGAUAUAUGCGAGCCAGACAACGCCAGUGCUAAAGAGUCUGUAAUUUCAAGCGAAUUGGAUAAAAUCCACGAUGAAAUUGUCAAAGAAGGUGGCUAUACGACCUACUAUGGCUUCUACCUCAAGAACCUUCUCGUUCAAUUCACAAUGCUCGGAUUUGUGGUGUACCUCCUUACCUCAACCACCUCCCCGCUAGCCCUGCUCCUCGCUGCAGUCACCAUGGGCUUCUUCUUCCAACAGAUCGCAUUCGUGGGUCACGACGCCGGUCACCAUCUCAUAACACACGACCAAGACACGGACGAAACCAUCGGAUUCUUCGUUGGGAACAUGUUCUCUGGCAUCAGCAUCGGUUGGUGGAAACGCAGCCACAACGCUCACCACGUUGUAACGAAUUCCGUGAACUGUGACCCGGACAUCCAACACCUUCCCGUCUUCGCCAUAACCGACAAGUUCUUUAAGCCCGUCAUCUCUGCGUAUCACGAUAAGACCUUUUUCUUCGAUAGGUUUUCAAAAUUCUUCGUAUCCAACCAGCACCUGUUGUACUACGCCAUCAUGGGCGUGGCGAGGUUCAACCUUUACGCACAGAGCUUCAUACACGUGCUGACGCGAUGCACUGGACGCAAACAAAAACUGGAGUUGCUCACGAUGGGUAUAUUUUGGUGUUGGUUUACCAUGCUGUGUUCGUGUAUUCCGAGCGCAUCUGGUAGGGUGGUGUUCGUCCUGGUGUCACAUUUCAUCGCCGGACUCCUGCACGUGCAAAUCACCAUCAGUCAUUUUGCAAUGGCGACUUACCAUGGUCUUCCCGCGGGCACGUACGAAAGCGAUUCUUUCUUCGUUUCCCAAAUGGAGACGACGAUGAACGUGGACUGUCACCCGUACCUGGACUUCUUUCACGGCGGUCUUCAAUUCCAAAUCGAGCAUCAUCUUUUUCCGAGGGUCUCCCGACCCUACCUACGAACGCUGUCCGAGAAAAUCCGGAAAUUUUGCGAGCGGCACGACGUGCGCUACAUCUCCCUCAGUUUCUACGAUGCCAAUAAAGAAGUGGUCAGCGCCCUCAAAGAGACUGCACAGAAAGCGCAAUGCAUAUCUUCGUUUAUAUGGGACGGCAUUAAUGCCGUGGGUUAACAAGUACAGAUUUCAGGAUGGUUUGUUCCGGUUGUGGAUGACAUACACAGUCUAUUACCAGUUAUGGAACCUGAAAACUAUAUUUCAAAUUCCUGGAACAAAUUCAGAAGCAGUCGACGUAUUUUUAAAGUAUAAUUUUAGAUGUGUUUCCUGGCAUAAAAAGAAACGUUGUUUUGAGGAGUUUUUAAAUUUAUUUGAAAUUGAGAUCUUACUUGAAAUUUUUGAAUUAAUAUAUAGCGCCGCACUAUCGAUACAAAUAAUGUACAGAAUACAGAUCUAUUUUAAGAUAUUGCAAAUUUAUUGUUGGAAGUUGAGAAAAUUUCAGUAAUAUCUAGAGUCUUGUAUUAUAUUGCAUGUACGAUAUUUAAACAAUUGCACAAUUUUGUGUCGUUUUAAAAUUUAUGUAUGCAGUUUAUAUUGCAUUUGUGAUUGUUGCACAACAGCGCACGUGAUUGAUUCGCAAUAUCGAGAGGUAUUGGAAAUAUAUUUUUCAAUUUGAUAUGGCUGAAUGAAGAUGGUAAAAAGUGAUCUGGAAUGUGGUUUAUAUUGAAACAUUGGGA
This is a messenger RNA of Dendronephthya gigantea, 2506 nucleotides long. RefSeq names its product delta(8)-fatty-acid desaturase-like. Gene Ontology annotation, cellular component: membrane. The coding region runs from base 579 to 1946 and encodes 455 amino acids. NCBI's taxonomy places the organism in Eukaryota, Metazoa, Cnidaria, Anthozoa, Malacalcyonacea, Nephtheidae. Gene Ontology annotation, molecular function: oxidoreductase activity, acting on paired donors, with oxidation of a pair of donors resulting in the reduction of molecular oxygen to two molecules of water. Gene Ontology annotation, biological process: lipid metabolic process. The transcript has 3 exons. The record is from RefSeq and is a predicted model, not a curated record.